AUGGCCGCUGCAUCAAGCUCCCCGCCGUUCCCCUCCUCGUCCCCGCGCCGCUCGUCGGAAGAACCGGCAGGCCACCGGAGCACCACCACCAGUGACCUCAACCACGAGGGCGUCGCCCUCAUCCACCCCUCGCCGAGCCUCCGAGCAGCAGCCGCCUCCCCGUGCGCGUCUCCUGCUUCUUCGCCCUCCAGCCGCGCCCGAGGCAAUCGCCUCCUCUGCUCCGAGCGCCUCGGCCAUCUCCUUCCUCGGGCCCCUGCACGGAUCCAGCCGGCCCGCUCGAUCCGGAUAGGACCGAGGCAGCAGCCUCCAUCCUCGAGCGCGAGAGGAGCUCGCCCGAGGCUUCUCUGCUGCAGCAAGGAGCCGCCGCCGCAGAGUUCGCCUGCCGCGGCCGCUGCUUCCCCUGCUUCGAGCAGCAGGUCGGGAUCGAGCGCGCCCGCGUUGACCUCCGCAUCCGGCCACGCCGCCGGCAAGCCCUGCCUCCGUCGCCUCGCCAAGUUCCGCUGCCGGUGCCUCCUGCAUCGCGCCGCCCCUCCCCAAGCCCUCAUCUCCGGGCUCCCCUGCAAGUUCUGCUGCCGCCUGCUUCCUCUCGUGCGAGACUGA
Molecule: messenger RNA, 600 nt
Organism: Aegilops tauschii subsp. strangulata
Lineage: Eukaryota; Viridiplantae; Streptophyta; Magnoliopsida; Poales; Poaceae
Source: RefSeq, a predicted model, not a curated record